This is a messenger RNA of Zalophus californianus (California sea lion), 1367 nucleotides long. It is a transcript of the gene TOMM20L, whose product is annotated as translocase of outer mitochondrial membrane 20 like. Gene Ontology annotation, cellular component: mitochondrial outer membrane translocase complex; mitochondrial outer membrane. The coding region runs from base 1 to 522 and encodes 173 amino acids. The record is from RefSeq and is a predicted model, not a curated record. NCBI's taxonomy places the organism in Eukaryota, Metazoa, Chordata, Mammalia, Carnivora, Otariidae. The transcript is spliced from 5 exons. Gene Ontology annotation, molecular function: transmembrane protein transporter activity. Gene Ontology annotation, biological process: protein targeting; protein import into mitochondrial matrix; tRNA import into mitochondrion.
AUGCCCUGCGUCCGCACCGUCCUCGGCCUCCUGGGAGCUCUGGCGGUCUGUGGCGCCGUCGCCUUCCUCGGCUACUGCGUUUACUUCGACCGGAAGCGGCGUGGCGACCCCGUGUUCAGGCGCCGCCUGCGGGACAAAAGAAGAGCCCAGCAGCAGAAGGCUGAGGGACGGGGCGCCCAGUUGUGGGAUCCAGCAAAGAAUGAAGAAUUGCAAGAACUUUUUCUGCAAGAGGUACAAAUGGGACAACUUUGGUUAUCCAGAGGAGAGCAUCAGUUGGGUGUUGAACAUCUCAGCAAUGCCCUUUUAGUGUGUGGACAACCACAGGAACUUCUGAAGGUUUUCAAACACACACUCCCGCCUCAGGUAUUUGAGCUGCUGUUACAUGAGAUUCCCCUUAUUUGCCAGAGUCCUGGAAGAAGAGGAGAAAAGACCAAGGCUAUAGAAGUACUGGAAGAAAUAAUGGGUGAAAACGUCCCAAAUUUGGCAAAAGAUAAAUUUAUGCAUCCAAGAGAAGCUGAAUGAAUGCCAAAGAGCACAAACACACAGAAAUCUACAUCAAGAUAAGGCACAGCCAAGCAUCUAAAAACUAAAGACAAAAAUUUUUGAAAGUAGCAAGUGAAAAAGUAACAUCUUACCUACAGGGGAAAACAAUUAGGAUGACAUCAGUAAACCCAGAACCUGCAUCCAGAAAAAAUACACUUCCUUCUCAAAUGAAGAAAAUUAGAAUUUGUUGCCAGCUGACCUACCUUAAAAAAAGAAUUAAAGUUCUAAACAGAAAGGAAAUGAAAAUAGGAUACUUGGAACAUCAAGAAAGAGGAAAAACAGAUAAUAACAAAUAUGAGUAAUUACAGAACACUUUCCUUCUCUUCUAAAGUGUCCUGAACUGUUUGACAGUUGAAGCAAAAAUUAUAAAAAUGUCUAAUGUCGUUUCAAAUGUAUAUUAAUAAAUUGGUAAAGGUAAAGGAAGGUAAGGUUUCUACACUUCACUGAAACUGGUGUUGACACCAUCAGACUGUGUUAAGGUAUAUAAAUAUCAUGAAGUAACUAGAGCAAUCACUAAAAAGGAUACAUAAGGAAACAUACUCAAAAAUACUAUAGAUAAAUCAAAAUGAAAUUCCAAAAUAUAUUCAUGUAAUCCACAGAAAGGCAAGAAAAACAGAAGAGAAAAUAAAAAAUAGCAAAUUUAAGCCCUAGUAAACAAUUACAUUAAAUAUAACUUGGUGUCAAUAAUCAAUUAAGAGAGACUGGUAGAAUGGAUUAAAAAACAUUACCAACUAUAUGCUGUCUCUAAGAAAAAAAUUUUUUUUAGGAUUUUAUUUAUUUGACAGAAACACAGUGAGCGAGGGAACACAGCAGGGGGAGUGGGA